CGCGUUAAUAGCUCAGAAUACGUUCCUUCACCACCCAAGACCCUAUAAACGUCGAGGUACCUACACCCCACAACAGAAGCAACACAUCAAUUCCUCACCAUGGAUAUGCGCAAAAUCCCCUUAUUCUGUGACGCCCUUCCGUCGGAAGUUGUGGAAAAGAUUGUUUUCCACUUGCCGCUUUCCACAGUCGCCGAAUUGAUGAAAUCGGAGAACGCGAGUCUCGCUUUGGUGGCUCGGAGAUGCUACUACUCGAAUAUUAAAUUGCAAUUCGACUACCCUCCAGAUUAUGAACGCUCGCAUAUUAGUGAUAAGUUCCUCAGCAUGAAUGUUUCUGACUUUGAAGCAUUAGUAAACAGUGAUACGUUCAGCCAGCUUCACAUCAAGAAGCUCUUAAUAAAUGUGUACGCACAUAUCGAAAAUUUUACAUUUCUCCACGAAAAAGUGUUCGCCAAAGUGUCUUUAGUUGUUACCAAUGUCAUUCUAGAGUUUUAUGCAGAUCAUGAAUACCAUACGGUAUUCAGUUGGGACUGGUUGCCGUCUUCGCCACCGGUUCAGGAGUGCAUCCGAGAAAUAUCCAUUUUGUAUUCUUAUAUUGAUUCGGAUAUGCCACCCUUGCCCCCCAAUUUGUGCAAGUUUAACCUUCUGUACGGCCGCCAAAAUUAUUGUGACGAUAAUGCUAGCGCUCCAAAGAUUGUUUUUCCACCGUCUCUCCAAAAAUUUGUUUCGGAAAUUCCGUGGCGAUCGAUAUCAGCGUAUGCUAAACUCCCUUCAACCUUUUAGAGAUUGGAGCUAGUAGAAGUCAAAGGCUUUUCUGCCGAAGCCUUCAAUGAGUUAAACUUAUCCGAUCUAAAAUCUUUACGA
This is a messenger RNA of Babjeviella inositovora NRRL Y-12698, 861 nucleotides long. RefSeq lists its product as uncharacterized. The coding region runs from base 100 to 780 and encodes 226 amino acids. The record is from RefSeq and is a predicted model, not a curated record. The transcript has a single exon. Lineage: Eukaryota; Fungi; Ascomycota; Pichiomycetes; Serinales.